This is a messenger RNA of Cheilinus undulatus (humphead wrasse), 5117 nucleotides long. RefSeq names its product TSC22 domain family protein 1-like. The coding region runs from base 709 to 3726 and encodes 1005 amino acids. Lineage: Eukaryota; Metazoa; Chordata; Actinopteri; Labriformes; Labridae. Gene Ontology annotation, biological process: regulation of transcription by RNA polymerase II. The record is from RefSeq and is a predicted model, not a curated record. The transcript has 3 exons.
GUGCAGGAGGCUACAUACUGAACAACGCUACCGCUGGGGAGGACCAGUGAUACAGCAAAACCAAGACCUAAAGGAGGAUUCCGCGGAAUGGAUUAAACCUUCGUGCGCAGCUAUAAAAUCGUAUUCGAUCUCACAUCACUGAUUGCACACUGGAUAUAAGGUUGCUUGUUUUGAUUUUCUUUCAUUUGAGCAAAUCCAGCAGCUAAACGACUAUAGUCUGUGUUUAGCUAGCCGGUGAUGGAGACUGGCAGCUAGCUAGCCGACGUUACUCCUCUUUUAGGCUAGCAUCUUCUGUAACGCUAAUAUAUACUGCAGUUAUUCCUGCUUUUAAGACAAGUGGCCGUUACAAAAUCCACAGAGCACGAAAGCAAACUACCUUGUGCUUAACUGGAGCAUUAAUGGAUAACGUUGGUAGUUAGCCGGUGAAUUACAACGGGCAUCAGCUGACGACAACUCGCUAGCCAUCAGAAAGCGGCCACUAGCUUCUGUUGCCUCGCUAACUGUCAUCAGAAUACGCUGAAUCUUGUACGAGAGGCUGUUAAUACUGGCAUAACUUUGCCUGACGUUUGAGAAUAGCCCUCGCUUGGUGAAGAUAUUUAUUUUGAUCGUGUUGUCUGUUGAUCGUAGUUUUGUCAAGACGGCGCCGCUAACGAACUGCAAGCUUAUUGCAUACUGUCAGAGACCAACUACUCCCCGGACUCUCUCGAAAUGCAUCAUCCGGACCCUGCAGGAGACUCUGGCAGUGUUAGAAAGAUGGCGCAUCCGGCUGUCUUCCACAGAAGGGGUAGCAACACAGGCAGUGGGAGCGGCUCCUCGUUGUCCACGCCGGCAAACCCGGUGGUCGAUAACAGCCACGUCCCUGCUGAUGAUUAUCAACCUUCCCUGUUGAUACAGUGCCAACCUCCUGCUGGUUCUUCCUCCCCUGGUCCCCAUCAUAUUCCACCCCACAGCCUGAAUUUGCUUUCCCAGCCCCAGGCAACACAGUCAUCUGGAGCUCAAAUUAAAAAGAAGAGUGGUUUCCAGAUCACAAGUGUGACUCCAGCACAAAUAUCUGUGAGUACCAACAACAGCAUCGCUGAAGAUACAGAAAGCUAUGAUGACCUGGAUGAGUCCCACACAGAGGAUCUCUCCUCCUCUGAAAUCUUGGAUGUUUCCCUGUCUCGAGCUAAUGACAUAGUGGGUGCAGAGAGAAGCUCUUCAGAAGAGACGCUGAAUAAUUUUCAUGAUGCAGAGACCCCUGGAGCUGUCUCUCCAAACCAGCCUUCACACCCUCAUGCCCUAAACCAGGUUCAACACCACAGUGGAGCUAUGGUUAAUGGGACUGUGAACCAUCAACAUCAUCAUCAUCCUAAUCAUACACAUGUUUACCCGCUGUCCUCUGGAUCCGGGAGCACCCCAUCGGCCCUGGCUUCAGGAGCGUUACCUUGUGUCACCCCGAAAAUGCCUUCUAAUGUGGGGGUUCAAGAGAAUGUUUCCCAGGUUGCCCCUCCAAGUAUUAUUGCCCAGUCUGUGGGGGUUGUGGCCCCGGGAUCUGUCCCUGGAAUGCACGACUCUGCUACAGGCACUACAGUUAGCAUAGUUAAUCCCCAGACCAACAGUGUUAGUAAUGCGAAUAGGGUGAGCUCUGCCAACGUGCCUGUGAAAGGGGGGAUCAGCAUGAGUGCUAGCAGUAGCAGUGGUGGCUUUCCUCCCAAUGUGAUAAGCAGCAGUGGGGGGAGUAGUGCUGUUACAGCUGUGGGUAACCUUAUUAGUACUAAUGUCAGCAUUAUCCAGCAACAGCAAAACAUGAACUCAAACCUCUCCAUGACAACCACAACCAAUGCUGGUGUUGCUGCUGUCAGUGCCUCUGGAGGGAUGGGACUCUCCAGUGGGAUCCAAGGUAGAGUUGGAUCUGUUGUGCUGCAGUCAGUGAGUGUCCCUGUCACAGCUGUGGCCGCAGCACCUAUACCAUCUACUCCUGCACAGCCCGCCCUCCCUACAGCCCCUGUAGUGGCUACCACCAGUUCUCGCUUCAGGGUGGUGAAGCUGGACUCUAGCUCUGAGCCCUUUAAAAAGGGCAGAUGGACUUGCACUGAAUUUUAUGACAAGGAGAUCCCUGCCUCUGCUCCCAGCUCCUCUGCAUCUGAUACUGGGGCUCUCAGCAUGCGUCACUUUGUCUCUGAGAGCUUUGCAGGGGCCUCGGAGAGGGAAAGCACAAGUGGUAGUUCUGUGAGUAGCACUAUGAGUACAUUGAGCCAUUAUACGGAGAGUGUGUGCAGUGGAGAAGCUGGGGGACCCCAAAAUGCCCAGGAUUAUGCACCCCCUCCUCAGGGUUUUCAAGGAAUCCUCCCCAGUGGCUUAAGCAUGGGAGUGUCUCAAACCCAACCUCACAUGCACUUGCAGGAUAUUACCCAUUCUCAUGUUAAGACUACUGUGGCCCCCUCCGCACCCACAAAUGUUAAUCAGCCUGCUCCCAUGUCAGGCCACCAGACAACACUCGGGCUCUGUGCACCUGCUGUACACCAGCAGCAGCUCACCUAUGCCCAGGCAGUUGCUAAUCAAUCAACAGGCUCUACACAAGGCGUAGUGGGUGUUCAGCAACAGAAGAUGGGCUAUGCCUCCAUGCCGCAGCAACCAACUGCUACCCCCCAAGCUGCUCCAGUGCAAGUGAGGCAAACGGAGUACACCCAGGCUCACCAAGGUAUGCCCCAGGCUGCUGCUUCUCUGUCUUUGUCCAACCAAGCUGGAUCAGCACCCCCUGGGCCUGGCAAUGGAGCAUGUCACAUGGUAGGGGGACUGCAGCAAACACAGGCACUCGUUCACACCCAGCCCCAGCAGCCCACUUCCCUUCAGGCCCCAAGUUCCAGUAUGCCAUCUCCAGUUGGAGUACCUGGUCUUGGCCAACAGCCCCAGAGUCACCCUGGCCAACUAGAUAUCCAGCAGCAGAAACCGCAGUCACUCCCACCCCAAAAUCAAAAUCUGGGCAUGGGCACCCAGCUGCCUACAACAGUCCACCAGAGUCAAGUGUCAGCAUCAAGUGUUCUCCCCCCCAACUCUCAGAAUGAUCCCCAAACCCAAAACACUGGAAAUGGUAGUAGAAUCCCCCCUCAGAGUGUUCCUCACAGCCAACCAUCUUGUGUCAGCUUGUCCCAGGACCCCAACAGUGCCCAGGCCCUGGCUCAUGCUGCCCAGGCUAGUGCCCUCUAUGCUAGUCUGCCCACCUUCACCACAACUCAGCUGCAGGAUGCCCAGAGGUUGCUCCUUCAGCACCAGUCAGCUUUGUUGGGGCUGCCCAAGCUCUCAGGAGGGGAGGCUGGAACUGGAUCCAGCACCGGCCAGGGUCAAGAAGCGGAGGGCAACGCUGCUACCGCCAGUGCCUUAACUGCUUCAUCUGGUCUCAAGGCUGUUGAUGGAGAGGAAGAUGGCUCGUCAGGAGCCAGCGUUGUGGCUAUAGACAACAAGAUUGAACAAGCAAUGGACCUGGUGAAGAGUCACCUGAUGUACGCUGUACGUGAGGAGGUGGAAGUCCUGAAGGAACAGAUAAAGGAACUAAUUGAGCGUAACUCCCAGUUGGAGCAGGAGAACACUCUGCUAAAGACACUUGCCAGUCCAGAACAGAUGGCCCAGUUUCAGGCCCAGGUUCAGACUGGCUCCCCACCUGCUCCCCCAACAGCGGCUACACCAGGACCAACGAGCUCUGCCACGCUCUCGCAGCCUGCUCUUCACAGCUCUGGACCCUCAGCGUAGCCCAGUUUGUGCUUACAGACUGACUGACAGUUUUUGUGUUCUGCUACAGCAGCAGAGCUUCACUUGCCUUUUACAGCAAGAUGUUAUGCUGUUAAGACAAGAAUUUUGCACAUAUUUAUCUCUCAGAAGGUUGCAGCUAGCAGAACAAGUGGUGCUUUACGGCACUAUGGAGGGUGACAAUCUGGCAAUGCUUUAUGGGUGGUUUGUUUCAGAGGAGGACUGAACUAUCGUACAUUUGCCAAAUAACCCUUGGACAUAUCAACUAGAAUGUCUUACUAAGAUGAAACAAAACAGCUUAUCAGUGGCAACGAUAUACUUAACUUUAGAAAAAUGAUCACUGUGCCUGUGUCUGGAUUUUAAGUGAUGUCGAUUUUACUGAUGCUGGCAAUUGAUGAGUAGGAGGUGGAGGAGUGUUUUGGUUAACGUUUUUUCUGAAUGAUGUAAAUAAAAGUGGAUCUCUCUCAAGGUCAGAUUCUAAAGUUACAGGCUUGGAGAUUUGAGAGAGACACAAAAGGCCUUCUCAGAGUGACAAAUGAAGAAUGUGAGCAAUUAUUAUCAUGACAAAGUCCCCAUCUGGAAUGGGGGGGUUGGGGAGUGGGUGGGAGGGUAUUUUGAACAACACUUUGGCAGCAUUAUUACUUCAAAUGUGGGAUGAACAAAAACAUGGUUCCUUAUGGAGAUAAUUAUGAUAUUCUAUUUCAGUAUUUCACUUUUCAGCUCCUCAUUUUGCCCUUGACAAAGCUCAUCAUGCUGUUUUCUCAACCCUGCAGUGGCAUGUAAUGUAAACAUUAUUUGACAGGGUUGAGACUCUGGGCUAAGCUGCAUUUUCUCUUUUCCUUCAAAGUUUGAUGGGCAAAAGAUGAUGUAUAUUUCUGUAUAGUGUAAGUAUCAUGUAAAAUAGUGAGGAAAAGGAAAAAACACAGAUGCUAUCUUGGUCACAGAUUGAAGCGAGUGAGCGAUUAACGUGCUGGUCUUGCCCGGUCUGUGUCAUCUAUUUUUAAUGCUGUAUUUUCAAAAUUGUGGAUGGACGGGAGCGUAGGUUAUUUAACUUGACAACACACAGCCAACAAUGUUGUUCAUAUACUGCAACAUGAACUCUUACUGUAAAACCAGUUUCACUUGGCUCUUUUUCUUUUCUGGAGUAUUGCACCUUUAUGAGUUUUAUUUUCCUUUUUGACAGUGAUGUAUUUCUGGAUGAACAAUAUCUUAAAACUCAACAUUUAAAAAAAAAAAAAAACAAAUUCCUGAAAUGUUUUCUUUUUCAUUCUGUGUAUCAGUUGUAUGCUCAUUUUCUGUGCAUGUUUCUGCAAAAACCGGAUAAGAUAUUGUAACAUACUUACAACAACUGCACUUGACAGCUGCACUUCACAACUUUCAAUAAACAUGCUUAA